AAAGACAGCAUGCUAGAGGGGCAGAAAAAGACAGAGAGCAAUUCAACCUGCCCCUGUAACAGCACGAUGUGAGCUGCUUACAGCAAGCUGUCAAGGGUGGAUUGCAUUUUGCCGUUGAUACAUUUGGGUAAAGCAAAUAGAGAGCAGGGUGAUCACAAAAAUGCUGGUGUGAGGAGAAGAGAUGAGGACGUUUAUGUGGAGCUGAGAUGAAAUCUGGAAGUGCACAUGCCCAUUCUGCGUUUGCAUGUGCAGUUUGUGUGGAGGACACAAGUAAAAGAGAGGCAGAGAAGAGGAUGUGUCAACACAGUAAAGGGAAACACAUUGUGAAGCAGAGGAAGUGAUGUCUGAGGUUGAAACUGUGCUCUGCUAGCUUCACACGUCUGCACGUCAUUGCUGGCUUGCAUUCGCAUACAUGCACACGCAACCAGACGCACACACAGACGCCCAGCCACCGCAGACCUUUGCUGAGGAUGUGCACUAGAUGAAGACAGACAGACAGAGGAGAUGGAGACAAAGACUAUGAGGGAAUGAGCAAAGAAAAUCCGAUUUAAAAAGGAAUACAGUGGAGGAUGCAGCCGUGGUCUCUGAGGGCACAGAGCUUGUGGUCGGCCGUGAACAGAGAGUCACAACGAGGCGUACCUGACUCAGAAUAAACCAGCCUGGGAAUCCAAUUUCAGUCAGUCCACGUACAAUCAUAGUCAUUCUGCUGGAUGCUUCCUAUAACAUUAAUGAUGGGAGUAAUCCUGUAUGUUAGAACUUAAGAUGUUUACAGAGAGAUUGAAAUCAUCUCUGGAGCCUGCACGGCUGUUAUUUUAUUCCAAGGCAGAAGGUUGCGCUCAGCCCUUCUGAAUAUUUUAGUGAAUGAGGAACCUAUCAAACGGAGAUCGGCUGGCAGCGCUGGAGAAUUUCAGUGUUCAUGGCUAGAACAGAAACAUUUGUUUCGGUCACUUGAGUUCCCCAGAAAGUCCCCAAGACUUAUUCAAACAGAUGCAGUAAUUUGGUAGGGAGGCGUAAGAAAAGGGGCAAGGGCAACUGAAAAGUGAGAGCUUCCCACAACUUCAAAUCAUGCAGUCAGAUGAUCUCUUCAUCCGCAAGUUUCGCAGGCAGAGUCCACGCCCGCCCCUAGCGAGAGUGAACUUUGACUCCAAGCAGGAUGGCGGUAGCGUGCGGACACGAGUCGUGGCAGAAUGGCCUCCUAGGAGAGAGGGAGAGGGAACAAACAGCGAGAGCGUCACACCCAGCGCAGCUGCGCUGAAUCUGAGGACAGUAGGUCGUGGGCACAUAAUGCAGCGCAGCAACAGUGACGUCACCCUUGGAGAUUUGGAUUCAGCGGGGCAAGUUGGGAGGAAGUUGCUCCGAGUAGGGGGGGACAAAUCGGGGACUGCGGGGCAGGGUGAGUCCCUCCACCGAGAGUACGGCAGCCUGUCCUCGCUAGAAAGACAAACCCAGUCUGUAGAUCCCGGUGUGGAAGAUCAAGGUGUUCUCAGUCCCAAUGCCUUGCGCUUUAAAGAUCCGUUCAUUCUGCUGGGUCUGCAAGUGGAACUACCUGAGGUGGAUGGUGUGUUUCAAGGAAACUGUGCUCCAGCAGCAGACACGUCGAAACCGGCUAAGCCCCCCAAACCAGAGGGGUUAGGUAAAAAGGCCAAACCGUCCUUUCCUCAGACCCUUCAGUUUUCCUGUGACCAAGUCCCAGGUGGUGCUUGGGUGCGCAACUUUGCACACUAUGACGUACAGAGCAUCCUGUUCGACCUGUCAGAGGCUGCCACCAAUCGGGACAGCAUUGGACGCAAGAAGAACAUCACAUCCGGUGCGUCAGCAGCCUCUCAGCUCCGUCCGCUCUCACAAUCCACACCUUCCUCAGUUUCUCAGGGCGGAGGGGGCAGCUCAGGAAGCGGCACUAGCUUGGAAGAUGCAGAGCAGUCCUUGCUGGAUGAAGGAGAUGGGAACGAUAAUGAUCUCUUGCUCAGCUGUCCUCACUUUCGGAAUGAGAUGGGUGGCGAGGAGAGCGUGGGGCUCGGCCUGCCGCGGGCCGGCAGGUGCAGGUGGAGGAGUCUUCAAAGUCCCAACAAUGCUGUGUCCGUGCUAGAGGAGCCCAGGGAGAGCCACGUCCAGUCACAGGGGAAAAGUAUCUACUUCAUAGAGCAUGCAGACCUAGGGGCUCGGUACUAUCACAAGUAUUUCUUCAUGAAAGACCAUCAGAAUUUUUUUGGCAUGGACGAGCGUUUGGGGCCGGUGGCCGUCAGUUUCCGCAGGGAGGAAAAAGAGGGAUCAAGUGGGUCCCAGUACAACUACAGAAUCAUUUUCAGGACCACUGAACUGAAGACUCUGAGAGGUUCAAUCCUGGAGGAGUCCGUUCCCUCCGCAGCGCGCCACACCACGCCACGCGGCCUUUCUCCCAAGAGACUGCUGGAGUUUAUUUUGCCUGAUCUCAACCUGCAUUGCCUCAGACUGGCCUCCACGUCCCCUAAAGUCAGAGACACGCUCCUCAAACUGGACGAGCAGGGGUUGAAUUUCCAGCGUAAGGUGGGCAUUAUGUACUGCAAAGCAGGACAGAGUACUGAAGAGGACAUGUAUAACAAUGAGAGCGCCGGACCAGUGUUUGACGAGUUUCUGGACCUUCUUGGAGAGCGAGUGCGACUCAAGGGCUGGGAGAAAUACAGAGCUCAACUAGACACCAAAACCGACUCCACCGGCACACACUCACUGUAUACUCGCUACCAGGAUUACGAGAUUAUGUUCCAUGUCUCCACCAUGCUUCCAUACACACCCAACAAUACACAACAGUUACUGAGGAAGAGGCACAUAGGAAACGAUAUCGUCACAAUAGUCUUCCAGGAGCCAGGUGCUUUACCCUUCACCCCCAAAGCCAUUCGUUCUCACUUUCAGCAUGUGUUCAUCAUUGUCCGAGUACAUGAGCCCUGCACCGAAAACACCUAUUACAGAGUUGCAGUAACUCGUUCCAAGGACAUCCCUCUCUUUGGUCCUCUCUUCCCUAAAGGUGCGCGCUUCCCACGUUCUCCUGCCUUCCGUGACUUUCUCCUCGCCAAAGCCAUUAACGCAGAGAAUGCCGCGGAGAAAUCUGAGAAAUUUCGCUCUAUGGCCACACGCACGCGGCAGGAGUACCUGAAAGACCUGGCAGAAAACUACGUCACCACAACGCCCAUUGAUUCUUCCACCAAAUUCCCCCUGCUGUCGUUGGGCGGGAAGCGCAAGGAGAAGCUUAAGGGAGCUAAAGGUGCAGAGCUUCACAGCGCUGGUGCUUUAGUGUGGGCCGUCACCAUCGUUCAGGGUGGCGAGAGCAACGGUCUCAGCCUGUCCUGUCUGCUCGGUGUGUCGGCGGAGUCGGUCGUGCUCAUAGAGCGCUCCACACGAACCGUCGUAUUCAACUGCAGCUGCCGUGAUGUGAUCGGCUGGAAGGCCGUGACCGAGCCUGGAGUUCAGGGUGGCCCCUCCCUGGAUAUCUUCUACGAGAGGGGCGAGGCGGUGACUGUGACGAUGUCAGAAAGCCAAGUUGAGGAUAUUAAGGAGGUUGUCCAGAGACUGGAGCUGGUGACGCGAGGCUGUGAGGCGCGUGAGGUCACUCCCCUGCGGGACGGUGUCGGCCAGCCGGGCUUCCUGAUGAGCGAGGAAGGCUUCGUAACGGAGCUCCAGCGGUUCGGAUAUGCGGAAAGCGGCGGGCUGCAGCUGGGGGCUCGUGUGGUUCGUCUCUGUGGGCAGGUCCUGGUGCACCUCAGCCUGGAAGAGCGGAGCCGACUCCUCCGUACGGCUCAAAAGAUCCACAUCACCGUCAUUCCUCCAGACGAGAACGGAAAACCACGCAGGAGUUUCUCUGAGCUCUACCAGAAGGCCAUCCAGGACGCAGAGAGCAAAUCCGGAGAGGGACGGUCAGGCGAGGCCUGGGUUGUGGAUGAAGACGAUGAGGAUGUGGUCGAUGGUGGCGGAGGGGAGAAAGAGGAGAAGAAAGAGAUUGAAACUAAGGUGUCAGACAGUGAAACUCCAAAGCAGGAGAUAGAUGAAGAGCAGAUGGGAUUUCCGGAGCCCAUGGAAACAGAUUCGCUCCUUUCCCCUCCCAGCCUGCCGCUUUUGCGGGCGACUUCCCUGCAGGACAGCAUGAAGAGUCAGACCCCUGAAAUCACGCCCGUCUCUCUCACACGGAGCUACUCGCUAGAAGGACGCCCUCCGUACCAGGACAUCAUUGAAGGGCAUGUAUAUGAUAACGUGGGGCUGAAAACAGACAGACACAUCUAUGAAAACCCUGGAGAGCUUCGGGACGAGACCCCUGACCUCAUACUGGCAGUCAAACCCAAAGUGCCUCUGGAGCAAGAGGAACAGUUUGUGUGUGAUCAGGGGCCUGAGGAGCCGUCGGUCAGUGAUGUGACCAUGAGAACCUCCUGCAUGGAAAGUGCAGAAAGAAACUCCAGAGCUCUGAGCCUCCAUAAUUCCAUCACGAAGAUUCUUUCGGAGACGACAGAUUCAUCUGAAGAAGAGUGGCAGUCGAUUUCUGAUCUGGCCACCGCCUGUCGGAACAUUCUGGAAGCUUUGUCUCGAGAAGACCGAAAGUCGGGAGAUGGAUCACAAGCGUCCCCAGACACACAGCCAGGUCAGACAGAAACCAGGUUCAAAGAUUUCAAGGACAGUGACUCGCCUGGUCACCUUGAGGAGAAAGUGUCCCAGUUAGAGGCCAUGCUGAAGCGACUGCAGGACGACCUCCAAAAGGAGAAGGAGGACAAGGCAAUGCUGCAAGCAGAGGUGCAAAGUCUCAGGCAGAACAACCAGCGAUUGCAGGAGGAGUCCCAGAGUACCGUGGCACGGCUCAUUAAGGUCACCGAACUACUCUGCAACGUCAACAAACCCUGCUAGCAUCGAAGGCCAAACCAUGGCAGCAAGAAAGAUCAGCAGACACAUGAAAAGGCCAAUGAAAAUGUUAGCAAAUCCCUAAAAAUGUCUUUUAAGUGACAAGAAUAUCGACAAGCCUUACUAGAACAGUGCACGAAAACAAACUGGUCGGCUUAAGUCAAAUUAUACCUACUAUAAUUAACAUCUCUGUUACACCCUAAAAGGUUUUCAGGGCUAGACUGACAUAGUCCCAUCACUGUGACAGCUUGAUAACAAUGAUAGCCUCCGGUGCAAGAUCUGAUCUCAUAGGAAACUUUUAAUCAUUGGCUAAUGUUGUUCAAAAACAUCGGACUGUCCAAAAGCCAUUAUUUGCAACCCUCAGACUUGUCUUUGGAAAACAUUUAGUGACAUAAAAUGUUCAAAAUCAUAUUAUCUUUAAGUAUUUUUCAUCAGAUUCCUACAUAGCGAACCGGAUGGUCACAAACAAACGAACGUGUCCAGAUAGCGAGCAAUACAUUCACCUUAUUUGUGUUAGAACAGGUGGCUUCAGACCAUGUACUUCAGUGUAUAUACUAGAGGAAAAUUAUUAAAAUGUCUGUGUGAUUGUAACCCUCUAUUAACCUUCACAGUAUCAUAAAUAGGUAGAGCCCGUUUUAACCUUUUCUCUGUUGGCAAUGGGUUAAAGGCUUCCUGCUUACCUCUAGAGUGAAUGUGGUAAUAAAAUAAGACCAAGAGCGAUGCAAACCGAUGAUGAAAAUCAUAAAAUGCAUUUGAAUGCAUUUUGGUAAACUUGGUAAAGUUUUGUUUUAGACUACCCUUGUGAAAAAGAAGUGUGCUUAAUUGUGUUAAAUGUGCGCUUUAAAUCUUAAAAGUGUAUUUAAAAAAAAAUGGUACUUACAGAUAAUAUAAUAUUAAUGAAAUAAGACCACUUACUGUAAGUGUACUUAAAGAGAGACAUUUUCAUGACUACUUCUUUACAGUUUUCUUUUGAAGUCCAUUUUUAAAAAUCUUUUGCUGUGCUUUAAAGAAGUACACUUAUUUUGAUGUUUUGACUAGCAUUUUAAAGCACAUGUAAUGUUCUUGUUUAUAACGGUAGUGUUAAGUUAAUACAUUUUAAAUGUACUAAAUUAUAAAUGUGUAAUUAAUAAUAUAUUUAACUAAAUGACAUAUAAGUUUCAAUAGAAAAAGCAUUUUAUUUCAGUUUAUCAUAUAUGUUUGUCGGUACAUUAAGCAGUACUUUAACCAUAUUUCAAAAACAACAGAAGUAAUUAUGCAAAAACAUAUAAAAUGUAAUUAAAUCCUUCUUAAGUGGGUCAGAAGAGCACUCUGAAGUGCUUUUUGCAUUGAAUCUAAAUGAACUGCAAUUAACUGCAGUUGCAUUGAUUAUGACGUUUUAUUUUUAUUGAUUACAAGUUUUAUUUAUCCUUUAUUUUACCUAAGGUUAGGUAUUUUUAGAUAGGUUUGCAUACGUAUAAAUCACAUCACUAUAAUCCAGCACCAAACGGAAACAACUUCGGAUAAUUCUCUUUUUAACUUCAAUGGGAAAACAUUUUUUUUAAUGAAAGAGAAAGGCCUGAGAUUUUGAAUUUGAAUAUUAAAAUCCACCUUACAUCAAGCCAUAUGCUCAGGUAUUGAUAGCAAUUAACUCUUUCUAUACAGUCCCCUUAAAAGCAAUUGACUUGCACACUUUAAGUUUGUUCUUUUACAGUACAUAAUAUCUGUAAUAAGUACUUAGAAUUAAUAUAUAUACAUCUUUUUCACAAGGGUACAAAGUGUGAAAUAAAUCAAAAUGAUUUUCUGUGGUUAAUCGACUUGAACCUGUAAUGUUCUUAAUUAAUUCCUGCUUUAAACAGCCACUUGAAUUUACAAUUCAGGCAUCAGAUUUCUGCACUGGAAUAAUUCACUGGACAUAUUUUGUAUAUUUUAUGACACAUACCAGAGACAAAAUGCUCAUUUCAUGCCUUGUCACAGCUGUAGAACUGUCCAUUUGGAUGUUAGUAAUGGAACAAAGUGUCUUGACGUGAUCUUUGAAAUUCCUUCUGUAUUUUUUUUUUCUUUUGAGAAGAGUGAUGUGAAGCCUUAUGCCUGAUCCCACUGAAUCUGAACGAGCCUUGCAAACGCCUGCUUGAAGAAAAAGUAGGGCUCUUGAUUUGAGAAGAAAACAGUUCUUAGUGUUAAGUUAUUAAGGGAAGCAUGACUUCAAAUAGAGCAUUUCUAUUUAUAAAAAAUGCAGCCAAUUUGAUUCAAGUGUUCUCAAAAAAUUUAAGAGACAACAAGCCAGGCCAGUUCUACUUUGUUCUCACACAAAUUGCCUAGAGUGCUUUAUGCUGAAUUGUGAGAUGGCACAUAUUUAUAAGACUGCUAUUUUGUGUCUUUGAUUUUCCGUACUGCACCCGAAUAUCACUCUUUACCUCACCUAAAGGUGCACCGAUAAUGUGACGAGAAGAAGAGCAAAAUGACUGGACUCUUGCCUGCACACACACCCACGAAACAUGCCGGACUUGAAACGAAACGCACGGCACCACCGCGAACCGACAUGCAAACGGACCCGAAAUGUUAAAUAACCAUCCUCCGGCAUUACUGUACGUCAUACGUGUCUUCUCCCCUCCAAAUGUUUUUUUAUUUUAGAGUCACUGUGAUAACCUGGUACCAGCAGAUUCUGAUGUAUUACGAUGAAAUUAUAAAUCUAUAUCUUUAUUCCUCUCUGUGAAGAAGUGUAGAGCCAAAAUAAGUGUUACUUCCCUCUGAUGUGUGUAAAUCUGUAUCCAGACAGAACUGGAGUUUGCUGAUUAGUUGUUGCCAUUAGUGGAGAACUUGUUGAGUUUGAUGAAUGCAGACAGACAGGAAGUACGCUGAUGCAAUUAAUGCAUUUUGUGAGAUUUACUUAGUAAAAGAGCAAUGUAAAAGAACUAUUUCCUGUUCAUCUGUGUGCGACAUAGUCUUUUAGAUCGUAGGAGGCUGUGAAAGCACGCGAGUGCGACGAGCAAUUUCUAAGCCACCUUCUGUAUCUGUGUAUGUAUUUAUAAAAAUGUAAUAACUUAUUAAUCUUGAAAAUGUGGAUGUUAUUGCUAGAUAUGUAUAUCUGAACUGGAAGGGAUGCAAAUUUGUGAGCCAAUGAAUGUUUUUUUUUUUUAUUAUUAUUAUUAUUUCAAAUUGUAAGAAUAUUAAGGCAUGACAUGAUAGCAGGUCAUAUUUUGUUUUACUGGAAUAAUAACAAUCCUUAAAACAUUUUCCGUAGUGGAGACUUUACACUGGAAAGGAACCGUGGCUGCUUGAAAAAUUGUGUGAGACAUUCCAUCUUUUCAUGUUCUUAACAAUUUUAUCAUUAUUUUUUUAUCAUCAAAGCUGUAUUGUAAAUUUACCUUUUUGUUCGAUACUGAACUGUUUAAUCCUUGACUGCUGUGGCGACCCAAGUGGUUUCCAGUUAAAAAUAACUUUCAGUUGUUAUUUAUGGAUUGAAUCAGGAUGCUUCAUCAGCAGAACCUUUCUGAAAAAAAUCUAAACAAAAAAAACAAAAACAAAUGCAUUUAGGCUAAAUUACUAUCAAACACACUUGGUUAAAUGUAUUUUAAAGGAACAGUUUGUAAAUGUCAAACUAAUCCUUGUCUUUUUUUUUUUAAUGGUAUGGUGUUUUAUGAAGCCAUAAAUGCUUUUCAUCAUAUAGUAAUGCUUUACCGUUUGAUUUACUGUAUGUUACAAUUCAGUUUUACUGUUGUUUACAAAAUGUUGGUCCUUUGGUUUUAAAUGUGAUGCUUAUAUUAUGCACUGAAACAUCUGUAAGGUCUUUUAAAGCACGGCCUGCUUUCACUGGAACAAAGCCACAGUCACUCCAGGAAAUCAAGCCAUGCAAAUCAUGCAGAUAAACUUGGAAAAAUGCGAGUGGAUUGUUGUAGUGCCAAAUUUUGCGUCGUUCCACUACAACUGUGGUAUUUGCAGACUGUGCAUUUAAAAGCCUCUUACAAACUAUCCAAAUUACUCCUAAGAAUGUGCAUUUUUCACCUUUCUAGAUGUGUUGCUUUUUUAUGUCAUGUUGCUAGCCAUGUCAUGCCCGAGGACAGAUUUACAGAGUAAGCUUAGUCCCUAUUAGUAGUUAUUAUUAUGUCAACGACUGUUCUAAAUUGCCAAAUCUGCCAAUAAAUAGCAUUAUAUCUACCAAUCCCAUUAAUGAUCAGCUCCCAAAACAGAAUCACUAGUUAGCAGGCACUUUUAUAAAUAAGUAUUGUCACAUAAAACAAAAAAUGUAGGUGUAUGGCAAACCACAAACCCACACACUAUGCACACUGGUCUAUGAUAUCCGGAUAGAAUUAUGACUGGACCGACAGGAAUACGCCGUCCAGUAAAAACAUACAAAGAAAUGGUAUGGUGAUCACUCACUGGAGCUAUACUUGUUUCUUUUAACUAAUAGGGAUUGAUGACAUAUUGUAUUUGUGAACAUGAGGGAUCCUGGCAAUAAAAACUGAACUUGUUUCUGUACGA
Messenger RNA from Labeo rohita (rohu), 9312 nucleotides. Its product is annotated as signal-induced proliferation-associated 1-like protein 2. The transcript has 17 exons. The record is from RefSeq and is a predicted model, not a curated record. NCBI's taxonomy places the organism in Eukaryota, Metazoa, Chordata, Actinopteri, Cypriniformes, Cyprinidae. The coding region runs from base 1066 to 4860 and encodes 1264 amino acids. Gene Ontology annotation, molecular function: protein binding; GTPase activator activity. Gene Ontology annotation, biological process: activation of GTPase activity; epithelial cell morphogenesis; regulation of small GTPase mediated signal transduction. Gene Ontology annotation, cellular component: plasma membrane; Golgi apparatus; cytoplasm.